AGAAUAUGAGAAGGAGGACAGAGGAUAGGAGUCAUGAGCUGGACGCGUCCUUGGUGCGGACUGGACUGGAGCCACAGCCUCUUCUACCUGACUUUACUUCUGUGGACAAGACGCAUGAACGGACUGGCUGAUUUUUCAAACUACCUGUCAAGGAUCAUCACAAGCCACUCUGCUCAUGCCUGCGACGGAGCGCCACUGAGACUCCACUGUCCUCGUCACUCCACCAUCUCCAUCCAGUCAGCCUUCUAUGGGAGCGGCCGGGUCCGGCUGUGCUCAGAGGACCCCCAGUCUGGACCCCAAAACCAAAGCUGCUCAGCUUUAACCGCCCUCCAGAAGCUCCUGUCUGAGUGUCAGAACCACAGAGACUGCCAGCUACCAGUCACUCACCUGCUGUUUGGGAAGGACCCGUGCCCCGGCAAGACCAAGUACCUCCAUGUGGAUUACAAGUGCAAACCCUCUGAACACAAAACACAGGUGGUGUGUGAAGGAGAGAUCAUGUUCUUACGCUGUAAGCCCCCCAAGGCGCUGAUCAUCUAUGCAGCUGUUUAUGGCCGAGGUCUGGGUCAGACUGACGCCUGCCCUUCACUCCGGACGAGACCACCCCCAUUCGAGUGUCUGAACCACGAGGCCGUGCAGGUGGUUUCCAAAUCCUGCUACAGCCGACAGAAAUGCGCCGUUGCUGUUGGCAACCAGACCUUCAGGGACCCCUGCUUUCCAGGAACCAGGAAGUACCUCAGUGUGCUUUAUUCUUGUGUGCCGAAGUCUUUACUGAGAGAAGCAGACCCAAGCAUUCUGAGUACCACCUCACUUCCAAGCACAGAAAAAGAUUCUGUUUCAGAUCUGGAGUCAAGUAGACCAGACAGUUCAGGAGCAAUGAUGAGUAACUCUCUUCUGACCUAUGCCUUCAUCAAAGAACACCCAGAGACGGCGGCGCUGCUCUUCACCUCCAGCGUCUGCAUUGGCCUCCUCUUUACACUGCUGGCUCUAUCUGUCCAAGUGACCUGCCGGGGGCGGCGGCUCAGGGAUCACUGGCUUGCAGCCAAGUCAAACGGAGUGAGUCCCAACUGUUCUGAGCAGUAUUAUGAGGACAAAGCCCAGGAGGACGGCGACAAUGAAGGAACAGAGAGCUUUCUGCUUUCAACUGCCGAGAGGAGGGGGAUCCAAAGCUGGGAGGAAGUGACUUACAUGAGCGAGGCGGCUGAGCUGGCGGAGAGGAUCGAACGCAGAGACAUGAUCAUCCAGGAGAUUUGGAUGAACUCCUACCUGAACGGCAGCUCCUGCUGAACAAUUCAUGUGGAUGCUUGGUCAGAACCACGGAGAGAGAGUAAAAAUCUGGUCUCUAAAAUAUUAUAGUCUUUACAGAGGGAUCAGUAGGUGUAUCCUGCAGCAGAUUUUUGUAUAUAUUUUGCAUUUAUCAGCAAAAGAAGCUGAAAUAGUUUUUACUGUGACA
This is a messenger RNA of Cyprinodon variegatus (sheepshead minnow), 1450 nucleotides long. RefSeq names its product eva-1 homolog C (C. elegans) (gene eva1c). The record is from RefSeq and is a predicted model, not a curated record. Gene Ontology annotation, molecular function: carbohydrate binding; heparin binding. NCBI's taxonomy places the organism in Eukaryota, Metazoa, Chordata, Actinopteri, Cyprinodontiformes, Cyprinodontidae. The coding region runs from base 34 to 1284 and encodes 416 amino acids. Gene Ontology annotation, cellular component: extracellular region. The transcript is spliced from 8 exons.